CAGAGGCUUGUGCAGGUUGACAAAGACACAAACACGGCCCAGUCAGCAAUGGACCUGGCAUGGCGCCGUCGGUGGAACAGAGCAGCAGUAGAGGACAUGGACCGCUGCUCUCGCUGAUUCGACAUCCAGAGACAAUAGCCAAUGUUGCCAACAUCUAUCAGGGGAGCACCGAUUCGCCCUUGUCCGUUCACGGGAGCAACCAGUUGCGCGCCCUUGCAAAGUCGGUCGCCACUUCAUCCACCAUUGCGGCAGCAACGACAACUACGAUCAGAAAGACGACGAUCGCAGAGACAAGAAUCAAGAACCAGGCCAGGUCGCCUUUACUAGUAGAUAGGCCUCCCACACUGAUUUUAACAUCGCCUUUAGGGAGAACAAGGGCGCUGGCAGAGGCCCUCCAGGACGCGCAGCAGCAGCAGGGCAACCGACUGGUUGAAUGCAUCGUCCGUCCAGGCCUCGCUGAGCGGUGCUUUGGCGCGCAAGAGGGCUCAUCCACUGCGAAUCGAGGUCGUGUCACGGGCUUCCCGCGAGGCAAAGGCCCAAAGGAGAGCGACGUCGCGUGGAGUCAUCGUGUGCGCACCGAGGCCGAGCACCUCAAGUCCCUCUUGGCCACACCAUGGGACGAGCAGGUAAAAGAGAAGCAGGCUCAAAAGCACAUAGUCGUCGUAUCGCACGGCAUGUGGAUCAACAAAUUCCUACGACUGGUCCUGCCACCAGAUGCUCAGACACAGCUCCCUUUUACCUCGAACACGGGCAUCUUUACUCUGAGCUGUGAUGGGCAGGUUUGGCGCCUGCUGGUUUCCAACGACACUUCUCACCUCAUCGGCCUCAAGAGACAACGAGGUGGAAUUGGAAGUAGCGCGAGCGACAAGAAGCAAAGGACGCUAGAUACAAUGCUGAGGCCCAAGAGCACAUCUAGGGCAGAUGCGCAGGGCUUCGAGGAACAGGAGCAGGCUCUGAGCGGCCUGCCCCAUGACGACCUGAAGAGGGCGUGACGGUGACUUUUCGUUGUCUUCCCCUGUUCCCGCGCCCCAUUGACAGCGGAAGGUCGCCACGAAUCACUCGACUUCGGAAGGAGAGCAUUGUCGAUUUGAACCUCUCUUCGUCCCAUAUUUCCAGGCGCAACGAUUCUAGAGCGUUGUUAAUAUCUUCGCUGUAGCGCUCUGCCAUGGGGAGGGGCAC
Messenger RNA from Acaromyces ingoldii, 1179 nucleotides. RefSeq names its product phosphoglycerate mutase-like protein. Gene Ontology annotation, biological process: negative regulation of glycolytic process; positive regulation of DNA repair; negative regulation of programmed cell death. Gene Ontology annotation, cellular component: cytosol. The transcript has a single exon. Gene Ontology annotation, molecular function: fructose-2,6-bisphosphate 2-phosphatase activity. The coding region runs from base 60 to 992 and encodes 310 amino acids. NCBI's taxonomy places the organism in Eukaryota, Fungi, Basidiomycota, Exobasidiomycetes, Exobasidiales, Cryptobasidiaceae. The record is from RefSeq and is a predicted model, not a curated record.